UAGUCGUGUUCGAAACGGAUAUCAGGAGUCUCCUUCAACGGAUUCUGGGAGAACAUGUUGAUGAAAGCACGUUCUUCAAUAACGCGCACAUCAUUUGAUUCAAUUAGAGCGAUAUUUCAUGAAAACGUUUUCCAAAAGCUUUUGUUUUCUGUCAUAAGGUUUUAUUACAGCUGUAGAACGAUAAAGAUUAAGGGAAAAGGGCUUAUUCCCACAAAAGUUCCAAUGUCCACAUCACAAGCCGUAAUUGCGCACUAUGCCGACCUCUCGUUAUAUUUCAUUCGAUCGAGCUGAUAUGAGACACUAUUUCACAGGUGUUCUCUAGAUACUAAAUCAUGCUUCCGCUGAGUAGAAAAAAGUAAGAAAAUAAUUGAUCGGCAUCUUGUUUCUAAAUAUGUUCGUAUUCAUUUGUUCGCGAUUCUCGAGAAGUUUAUUUUUAGCCUAACAAACUAUUUGCUCUAAGUCACUUUGAGUAAUAAGUCAAGAAUUCCUAAUACACAGAAUGCUGGACACCUUUGAAUCUUGUCUCUGACCAGUCUGAAAUUCCUUCUUCUUAUCUUAUAUAUGUACCAUGUUUUUUCAGGAUUGCUGAAAAAGUGCUAAUUCAACGCCAAUUAGAUGCAAAUGAAGCUUUGAAAACUAAUAUAGCAUUUUAUUUCGAGUUCGAAGGGGAUCGAAUUUCGAAAGAACGUGUGUGCCAGGCAUUUCGGUUAAUUCGACAACAGCACCCCUACUUUCGCCUUCGAGUUGAAGAUGGAGCGUAUGUGAAAGACGAAAAAAAUGAAUUGCAAAUCAUCCACUUUGACGAACUCUGUCCCGAUUGGCAACAGGAACUAGUCGAGUGGGCAAAUAGGCCCCGUGAUCAUUCAAAAUCAUUGAUGUAUUUGAAACAUCACCUUGCAGACACUAAGCAUCAGCUAUUUGGUGUUGUAAAUCAUGUCGGCAUUGAGGGUUUGGGCUUUUUUCUGUUAACACAUACGUUUUUUGAUUAUUUAUCACGACUAAUUGAAUCAAAUGAUGUGCGCGUUAUUGAAGAACGUGCUUUCAUCAACAUGUUCUCCCAGAAUCCGUUGAAGGAGACUCCUGAUAUCCGUUUCGAACACGACUAUCUCAAACCCCAGGGAAAAGAUCCGGACCCGGGGCAAGCAUGUUCCACGGCGGAGAAAGGUGAAAUGAUAGGUACAUUUGGAAAAAACGUCACUGAUAACUUGUUGAAGAGUAGUCUCCAGAUUGAAACAACCAUGCAAGGGAGUUAUUUCGAUCGCUAG
Molecule: messenger RNA, 1265 nt
Organism: Didymodactylos carnosus
Lineage: Eukaryota; Metazoa; Rotifera; Eurotatoria; Philodinida; Philodinidae
Source: the annotation of a GenBank genome assembly